Messenger RNA from Diprion similis, 1894 nucleotides. RefSeq names its product periodic tryptophan protein 1 homolog (gene nclb). NCBI's taxonomy places the organism in Eukaryota, Metazoa, Arthropoda, Insecta, Hymenoptera, Diprionidae. The record is from RefSeq and is a predicted model, not a curated record. The coding region runs from base 141 to 1655 and encodes 504 amino acids. Gene Ontology annotation, cellular component: nucleus. The transcript has 11 exons. Gene Ontology annotation, molecular function: protein binding. Gene Ontology annotation, biological process: rRNA processing.
CGCGUGUCUGACAUCAAAUGCUGCCUCGUGCGGCAUCGCGCAUGUUGUCCAUAACCAAAAUUUGUUGAAGGCUGUUUUUUGGAUUUGGAGGGCCUAACGUAACGACUACGGAAGCAACAGAUCGCCAAUAAAAAAUAGCAAUGAAUUUCAUACCGUGCGUUACAUGGGUAAAGAGGGGAGUUGCAGCGGCGAAUCCGGACAAGGUGCAACUUACACCUCAGGAAUUGGAGCAAAUCAUUAAGCAAACUCAGUCAGAUCUCCGAGACGUCGAAAAUAGUACAGAUGAUUCUGACGAAGAUUCAACAAACUCCAAAAAGAACAAGACGAAGAAAGAAAAAAUCACUGCCGAUGGCGAAGCUAUGGAGGAUGACGAGUAUCACUUUGACAAGUACGACGAAGAAGGAGGUAAUGUACACUGCAAUAUCGGAGGAUUAGCGGUCAUAAACGAAGAUGGAACAGAUCCGUAUGUUACAAUACCAGACAGUGGUGACGAGGACUCUGAAAAAGAAGACGAUAUUAUCAAGCCUGAUGAUAAUCUUGUUGUGAUGGGACAUGUUGAAGGAGAUGCCAGUAUUCUGGAAGUGUUCGUGUACAACGAGGCAGAGGGAUCCUUUUAUUGUCACCAUGAUAUUCUACUACCAUCAUUCCCACUGUGUUUGGAAUGGCUUAAUUUUGACCCCAGCGAUGCAAAGCCGGGUAAUUUUUGUGCAAUUGGAAAUAUGACUCCCGUUAUUGAAGUUUGGGACUUGGAUCUAGUGGACUGUUUAGAACCAGUAUUUAAACUUGGUUCUAAACCGAGUAAGAAGAAGAAGCAGAAGAGAGUUGGACACAGAGAUGCUGUUCUAGAUGUAGCGUGGAAUUGUAAUUACACACAUGUAUUGGCAAGUGGUUCAGUGGAUCAAACUGUUCUUUUAUGGGAUUUGGAUAACGGAACACCUGUAACUAAAUUGAAUACCUUUAAUGAAAAAGUCCAAGCAAUCAAAUGGCAUCCUAGUGAAGCUCAACAUCUGCUAACAGGCUGUGGAGAUAAAAAUGCAAGGCUAUUUGAUUGCCGAACUGAAACCAAUUUUAAAGUUUGGGAGUGCUCGGGUGAGGUAGAAAGGGUUUUAUGGAACCAUUUUGACCCCAAUUAUUGUUUUAUAAGUACAGAUAAUGGAAACGUGCACUAUAUUGACAUCAGAAACGAUAAACCAUUGUGGCUACUCUCUGCACACGAAAAAGAAGUAACAGGUCUUUCUCUCAGUACUUCUUGUCCUGGACUUUUAGUCAGCUGUUCAACUGAUAGUUAUGUGAAAGUGUGGGAUGCAGUCAAUAAUAAAAUACCAGAGCUUGUAUGGGAAACAAAGACAAACUUAGGAGCGCUACAAUGUUUGGAAGCGAGCCCAAAUAGUCCAUUUAUGUUUGCUGCGGGAGGCGAUAACAAAUCUCACAAUUUUAAACUAUUUGAUCUACUAGAGAGCACCUCAGUUUCAGAAAGGUUUUCCAAUAGACCAAUGAUAAAAAUAGUAUGCGAAGAGAAUCCGCCCGAAGUUGAUGUAAAACUGAACAGCAAUACAGCAGAGGUAAUGGACGUCACCGACGAAAUGAGCUCAAUGGCUUUGGGUUCAGUCUCAACCAAUAGUCUGAGUAAAAAAAAAAAGCGAAAUAAAAAAUAAAAAGUUUCAGAAAGAAUAUAACAUAUUAAGACCUGUAUAUUUUUCACCUCUCGUUUGCAGUAAAGGAAUGUACGUUUUUCUUUAAAAAAAACUUUAUCAGACACGUAUUCAUAAAUAUAGACUCCUGUGAUUUUAUACUAUAUAAAAUUGGUGCGAAAUGUAUGAUUUACUGUUGAAACAUUUCUAUCGCAAAACAGUUGAGUUAGCAGAAUAGAAAAAUCGACUGUUAACUGUAUUUU